This is a messenger RNA of Cyphellophora attinorum, 1401 nucleotides long. RefSeq lists its product as uncharacterized. Bases 1 to 1401 code for a protein of 466 amino acids. Gene Ontology annotation, molecular function: 5'-3' RNA exonuclease activity; 5'-3' DNA exonuclease activity. The record is from RefSeq and is a predicted model, not a curated record. The transcript has 3 exons. Lineage: Eukaryota; Fungi; Ascomycota; Eurotiomycetes; Chaetothyriales; Cyphellophoraceae.
AUGUCCCUCCUCCUGGCCCUCACGGCGCGACUCAUCGCCUGCCUCGCCAUUCUACAGUUCACCACCGCCUACAUCGUCACUCACAAUCUGACCGGCGACAUCCCCUCCUCCGCCGUCAUGAAUUUCGUCUACGCUCCCUUCCCCGCCCCUCAACAACAGCAUCGAUCUCGGCAUCUUCUCUCCACUCGGAAUCUCCCUAUCUCAGCCUUCAACGGCAGCGGCUCUCGCGGCUGGUCCGGUGGGUUUCGCAAGAACUUCACUAUUGCCUUGGGCGGGGCGACGCCGGGCUAUAAUGCUGGGCCACUGGAGGUGGGAGAGUGGAACGUCGUGCUGGGACCGUAUGUGGUCGAGGCGGCGGGCGUGGACUGGUCGGUGAAUGUGGAAGUGACGUAUGCUAAAGCCGAAGGUGAUGGGAUGGACUGGGAGGGAGUCGAGUAUUGGCGGCCUACGCUUGGACAGAGUAGUGAUAUGGAGGGAGCGGUGCGAGAGAGCGAAGAGCAAUGGCUACGCGGAGACUUCCAUAUGCAUUCUAUCUACUCCGACGGGAGGUAUCUACCAAGCGAGCAAAUGGAGAAUGCCGUGAAGAAAGGGCUGGACUUCAUCUUUUUCUCAGAGCACAACACAGACAGCGGCAGCAACGAGAUCGGUCGCUGGCGGCCAGAGGGAGCUGAAGAGCUGCUGGUUGGUAGAGCUAUCGAAGUCACUACAAGGCACGGUCACUGGCAAGCUAUUGGACUUGAUCGAGGUCAGCAGGUCGAAUGGCGGUAUACGAAUGAGACAGAUGGCUUCGCGCAGGCCGCGGAUGGCGUGAGGCAGUCUGGAGCGCUCGUCAGCAUUAAUCAUCCCUAUGCCAGUUGCUCGCGCUGCGACUGGACGCUAGAUUGGGAUCAUCAUGAUGCGAUCGAGGUAUGGAAUGGGCGGUGGAGUCCAUUGAAUGAGCUCGCGGUCCGACGAUGGCAGGACGAGUUGGUGGCUGGAAAGAAGACAGUGGCGAUUGGCGGAAGUGAUGCUCAUCACCCGCCAGAACAGAACGGGCUGCCUACGACAGUGGUCAGGACGUCUGUAAAGAGUCAAGCAGGCAUUGUCCAAGGUGUUCGUGAAGGCGGAGUGUAUCUCGUGGAGGGCCCUGGUAUGGAGUUGGAAUUCAGUGUGCUGGUUGAUGGCAUCGAAUACGAUAUCGGUCGUACUGCGCCUACUGGGAGUGGCACGGCAGUGUUGGCCGCCCGUGGCUUCCUCGACGCCAUAGCGUGUUUCGUGACAGACACUGGCUAUGUCAAAAAUCAAUCUCUGACCGAGGAUCCGGUCAGAUAUGAGGUUGACGACAGCAGGUUUAUUCGGGUCGAGGUCAGGAACUCGAGUGACGUGCUGCUGGGUCUGGCGAAUCCUGUAUUCUUUGAAUGA